GUAAAAGGUCACACUCCCGCGGAUCAGAUCUGUUCAACGGCCGCGAGAAGCGAAAAGACGCGGAGCGGACGGAGAGGGGAGACUUUGACUAUGACGGAGAAAAGGCACAACGCUUCAGGAUGGCGGCAGGUCCCAGACUCCCGAUUCCAUCCAGCAGCUUUGGUUUAGCGCAAAGCCGCAAACCAAUAGGGAGACCAUGGUCGUGGCCUCCUCCUCCUCCUCCCAUGUCCUUGCAGCUGCGGCCACUCUCUUCACCCUGAGAGCGGUGGCGGCAUCCGGCGGCAACGGCAGCGCCACCCUUGCCUUGUGCGUCCACGUCGACGGCGUGCACUCGAGCCCGGACUCCCCGUUUUACGGCGGCUUCGGCUACAGUCUGUCACAGGUUGUGGAGGCAGCUAGCGCGUCCGACAGAUUGUCCAGUGUGACGCGCUACGAUCAAAGAAGGGUCACCACCACCACCGGCCCGGACCGCGCGGACGAGUAUGCGCUCGCGCAGUGCCGGCCCGACGUGCCGGCCGACGAGUGCUUGCGCUGCCUCAAUGCCUGCCUUGGCACACUUGACACCCGCUGCGACUCCGCCGCGGUGCGCUAUGACAGCUGCCUCCUCCGCUCCAGUCCACACAACUUCAGCAGCUUCGAUGUCAAUGAGUACACGGUGGCCGUGUUCGACGGCAACGCGCCUAGCCUCCCGAAGAAGGUGCCUACCGGCUUGCUCGGCAAGGUGGCAGCCAACGCCACCGCGAACAGAUCCAGGACCGCUGCAGGGAUAGCGGACUACCCAGAUGCAGCGGCAACCGGCGGCCGUGGCCCUGCGAGUGUCUACGGGCUGGCCCAGUGCAUCACCCAGAUGACGGCGCAGGACUGCGGCAGCUGUCUCCGCGGCGCGCUGUCACGCCUCUCCGACGAGUUCAACUCCAGUGCCGGGAUGCAGGUCCUUCGCCCCAGCUGCAUGCUGCGGUACGCGGGCUCUCCCUUCUUCAACGCGUCCCUCCUGCCCGUGACCCAUGUCGCCGUCCCAGAGGGCGACGGCGCCGCGGCUCCGGAAGGAAGCAAUUCCCUUCCGCAGAGCAAAGAUCGAGUCAAGGUGAUCGCACUUUCUUGUUUUGCGGGCGGGGCUGCUAUACUCGCACUAAUCCUAGUAGCAUUGUGGAGCAAACGGAGAGGCCGGAAAUCAAAGAGUGCCACGGGGGGUGGUAACUACAGCUACCAAACUCUGGUGAAUGCCACUGCUAACUUCUCCGAGGAAAAUCGGUUAGGAUCUGGUGGAUGCGGCGUAGUAUACAAGGGAAUACUGGAGAACAAGAAAGAAAUAGCCAUAAAAAAACUUGCGAGAAAAAAUCUGAAAGAGCUGGAAAGGGAGGUUUCUCUGGUUGCGGAGCUUCAGCACGAGAACCUUGUCAAGUUCUUGGGCCAUUGUUUUCAGGACGAUAAGAUGUUUCUUGUCUAUGAGUACCUUAGCAGUAAAAGCUUAAGCAACUAUUUCAAAGGUUCAGGCGACUAUCAAAAACUGGAUUGGGCAAAAUGGCUCAACAUCAUCAAAGGGGUUGCACGUGGCCUUACUUAUCUUCAUCUUGAUUCUGGGAAGGAUAUUGUUCAUAGGGAUCUCAAGCCAUCUAACGUCCUCCUUGAUUCCAACUUCGGUGCGAAAAUCGCCGAUUUCGAUCUUGCAAGAGGGUACAACAGGGAGAGGAGUCAUGAAAGCACUCGUAACACGGCCGGUACUUAUGGAUACAUAGCUCCAGAGUGCUAUGCGGAAGGGAAAUUCUCCACCAAAUCGGACGUGUAUAGCUUCGGGGUGAUGGUGCUGGAGAUCAUAGUUGGGCAGAGCAUCAAUAGGUUCGAGAACGACAACUGCACCGGUCUCGUGGAACAUGUGUGGCAGCAUUGGAGCGACCUUAGAGUUGGAGACGUGCUGGACAGGGACCAUCUUGGCCUUGGGAACCAUGAGCAGAUGCAGCAAGCAUCACGGUGCGUGCAGGUCGCGCUCCUCUGCGUUCAGAACGACCGGUCCAGGAGGCCGGCCAUGGACGAGGUCACCUACUUCCUUAGCAAUGAGAUGCUUGUGCCGGAUCCUUCUGCUCCCGGGUACAUCACGGCGCCGGCCGGCAGCGGGCCGCCUGUGUGUUCGGUGAACGACGUGACGAUCAGCAUGACGGAGCCCCGAUCCUGACCGGAAUGUUUCGUCUCGGGAUCUCUCUUGCACAUCAGUGGUGCAUCUAGGCGUAUAUCUCCAACUACUAUAAACAACUAUUCAGGCCUCCGGCAGAAAGCACGGUUUCCCUGAAUGAGUCUAUUAUUGAAGAUACCCCUCAGCUUAGGUCAGAGGAAAGUGAGAUCCUAACUGCACCUUUUACUGAGAAGGAGGUUCUAGAUGCAAUAUCACAAAUGAAACUGAACAAAGCAUCGGGACCAGAUGGGUUCCCGGCGGAGUUCUAUAAGAAAUGUUGGCAUGUUAUUAAGGACGACCUUAUGCCUAUGUUUCAUGAUUUUUUUAAUGGACAUCUAGAAUUAUUUCAUCUUAACUUUGAUAUGAUUACU
Molecule: messenger RNA, 2538 nt
Organism: Triticum aestivum (bread wheat)
Lineage: Eukaryota; Viridiplantae; Streptophyta; Magnoliopsida; Poales; Poaceae
Product: cysteine-rich receptor-like protein kinase 8
Exons: 7
Coding region: 197-2170 (657 amino acids)
Biological process (GO): protein phosphorylation
Molecular function (GO): protein kinase activity; ATP binding
Source: RefSeq, a predicted model, not a curated record